AUACAGUGGAAUCCCUAAUGAAAUUGUGUUGUAAAUGAACAUCGAAAAUGACAUUAUAAUUGAAUUUCAGCCCAACAUUGAUCAAUCCAGUUAUUUUCAGGGUAUAAAAGCUUGAAGGAUUCAGAUGAAAAAUCAGAACGUGCUUCACCAUCCAAGAGAAAACAUCACCUAACACAAAAACAAAAAAAUUAUCAUCAUGCAAGCCAACUUCGUAAAACUUUUCAUGUUCGUUGUUGUCGUUGUCUUCGUAGUUGCUUUAAUUGAAAAUGUUGAUGCUACAUACAGAAAACCGCCCUUUAAUGGAUCGAUUUUUGGAAAAAGAAGUUCCACCAUCGAUUACGAUAAUGCUGGAAAAGCUUUAUCCUCUAUGUGUGAAAUUGCAAGUGAGGCUUGCCAGGCAUGGUUCCCAGCUCAAGAUAAAUAAAUCUCCCAAUAAUUUAUGAAGAACUAGAAUGGAUCCUGGAAUAAAAACUUUUUGUAAUUAUAAUUAUUUACUGUAAUCGCAUAAAUGGAAAAUACGUAAUAAAUGCAUAGCAAAAUGAA
This is a messenger RNA of Onthophagus taurus, 543 nucleotides long. RefSeq names its product neuropeptide SIFamide (gene SIFa). The record is from RefSeq and is a predicted model, not a curated record. Lineage: Eukaryota; Metazoa; Arthropoda; Insecta; Coleoptera; Scarabaeidae.